Molecule: messenger RNA, 2065 nt
Organism: Notothenia coriiceps (black rockcod)
Lineage: Eukaryota; Metazoa; Chordata; Actinopteri; Perciformes; Nototheniidae
Gene: prpf40a
Product: PRP40 pre-mRNA processing factor 40 homolog A
Exons: 20
Biological process (GO): mRNA cis splicing, via spliceosome
Cellular component (GO): U1 snRNP; U2-type prespliceosome
Molecular function (GO): RNA binding; protein binding
Source: RefSeq, a predicted model, not a curated record
UUGACCUCUCUUCGGUGGAGCUAGUUGAACCAAUCGCUGGGCUCGUUGUUGAGAAGUUUCUCGGAGGUCCAUACCCCUCGUCAACAUGAUGGGACCGCCAGGAAUACCGCCUCAUUACCCACCCCUCGGGAUGCCUCCCAUGGGACAGCGUCCGCCCAGCAUGACUCCUAUGCCUCCUGGUAUAAUGCCACCAAUGGGGGCCCCACCAAUGGGACAGAUGCCAGGCAUGAUGCCUCCCAUGAUGCCAGGGAUGAUGAUGCCCCCUCGCAUGCCAUCUGCGGCUGUACAGCCAACGGGACCGCCUGGUGUUGACUCCGCAGCUGCUGCACCUGGAACAGCUAGUACCACAAAUGGAUCUCCACAUGAAGAUCAGCUAAAGAAGAAGUCCCUGUGGACAGAACACAAAUCUCUGGAUGGGAAGACCUAUUUUUACAAUACAGAAACCAAGCAGUCCACAUGGGAGAAACCGGAAGAUCUCAAAUCUCCUGCAGAGCAAAUGCUGUCUAAAUGCCCCUGGAAGGAGUACAAGUCGGACGUAGGGAAGCCUUACUAUUACAACUCUCAGACGAAGGAGUCCAGAUGGACCAAACCCAAAGACCUGGAGGAUCUGGAAGCUAUGAUCAAAGCAGAGGAGAAUGGCACGGCAGAGGCCAUGGCUCCUGGCACCACAGCAACUCCUGCAGAUAAUGCAGCCGCUAUGGCAACCAUAAUGGAGGCGGAAGCUGCAACAGCGGUCUCAGAGGAGCUAUUGGCUCAGGUUGCCAUGCAUCAAACAGCUGAGGUCAAGACUUCAGACGCACCUGUGGCUCCCUCUGAGCUCUCCGCCACCACAGAGCUCACAGCCAGCGUUGAAGUCAUAAAAGAAGAACGACCAGAGCUUCAGAAGAAAACGUACAAAUGGAACACGAAAGAGGAAGCCAAGCAGGCGUUCAAAGAGCUGCUGAAGGAGAAGGGUGUGUCCUCAAACUCCUCCUGGGAACAGGCUAUGAAAAUGAUUAUCAAUGAUCCUCGCUACAGCGCACUUCCCAAACUGAGUGAGAAGAAACAGGCGUUCAAUGCCUACAAAGUCCAAACGGAGAAGGAAGAGAAGGAAGAGGCCAGGAUUAAAUACAAGGAGUCCAAAGAGACCUUCCAGAGGUUCUUGGAGAACCACGACAAGAUGACUUCCACCACCAGAUACAAGAAAGCAGAACAGAUGUUCAAUGAGCAGGAGGUGUGGAGCUGCGUACCGGAGAGAGACAGGCUGGAGAUCUACGAAGACGUUCUGUUCUACCUCGCUAAGAAGGAGAAGGAGCAAGCCAAGCAGUUGAGAAAGAGAAACUGGGAAGCUCUGAAGAACAUUCUAGACAACAUGGCCAACGUGACAUACAGCACCACCUGGUCGGAGGCGCAGCAGUACCUGCUGGACAACCCCACCUUCGCUGAGGACGAGGAGCUGCAGAAUAUGGACAAAGAGGACGCCCUCAUUUGUUUUGAGGAGCACAUCCGGGCGCUGGAGAAGGAGGAAGAGGAGGAGAAACAGAAAACUCUUCUCAGGGAGAGGAGACGACAGCGCAAGAACAGAGAGUCUUUCCAGAAAUUCCUGGACGAGCUCCACGACCACGGUCAUCUCCACUCCAUGUCCGCCUGGAUGGAGAUGUACCCGACCCUGAGCUCUGACAUCCGCUUCGCCAACAUGCUGGGCCAGCCCGGCUCCACUCCCCUAGAUCUGUUCAAAUUCUAUGUGGAAGACUUAAAGGCGCGCUACCAUGACGAGAAGAGGAUCAUCAAAGAUAUUCUGAAGGACAAAGGCUUCCUGGUGGAGGUGAACACCAGCUUCGAGGACUUUGGCUCCGUCAUCAGCUCAGACAAGAGAGCCACCACGCUGGACGCAGGGAACAUCAAGCUGGCUUUCAACAGUGUAAGACUGACAUGUUUCUCCUGUAGCUCCUUAAAGACCGAUGCUUCCAAUAAAGGGAACAGGAAGAUGUUUCCCCUUGCUGUCCAGUACUUCACUCCAGAGUCUGGUGUCACCAACAAAAUGCUGGACUUCAUAGAGAAUCCAGAUGAGUCAGCUGCUGGGAUU